UCAAUAAGCCACAUUGUUGCACGAAACUCCAGCUCAGGAGUCCGGGGCCGCCGCUAGCAACCCGUGUCACUCAGCUAAGAAAAUCCCGGGUGGGGAUCCGCGUGCGAGUCGGAGAAGUCCGAUCGCCCUAGUGAAGUUCGAGUCUUCCCAAGUUGAGUCUUCAAGAUCAUCUGGCUGAAGGAGCGCCUUGACGCGGGGCAACCGGACACGUCACCGAGAGUGAUACUUAAUCGGCUGCUAGCAGUUGUGACUCCAAAACCCUGCUUCUUAGAGACCCGAGACCUCCUAGCUGGGCGCGCCGUUAGCUUUCUUUGUGAGCCUCCCGCAUUUGCCGACCCCGGCCCGGCAGGGAGCCCGGGUACAAAGCAGUCCAACAGCGCCUGGAGGUUCGCACGCACUCAGACUUCGGUUUCCCAACUCCGCGCAGUCGGACUGUGGCAGGAUGAUUGCCUCGCAUCUGCUCGCCUACUUCUUCACUGAGCUCAACCAUGACCAAGUGCAGAAGGUCGACCAAUAUCUCUACCACAUGCGCCUCUCUGAUGAGACUCUUCUGGAGAUCUCUAAGCGGUUCCGCAAGGAGAUGGAGAAAGGACUUGGGGCCACCACCCACCCCACUGCGUCAGUGAAAAUGCUGCCCACGUUCGUACGGUCUACUCCAGACGGGACAGAACACGGAGAGUUCCUGGCUCUGGACCUUGGCGGGACCAACUUCCGUGUGCUUCGGGUGAGAGUGACAGACAAUGGGCUCCAGAAGGUUGAAAUGGAGAACCAGAUCUAUGCCAUCCCCGAGGACAUCAUGCGGGGCAGUGGCACCCAGAGUUUCCUGGUCUCCUGGACCAAGGGGUUCAAGUCCAGUGGCGUGGAAGGCAGAGAUGUGGUGGCUCUGAUCCGCAAGGCCAUUCAGCGGAGAGGGGACUUCGAUAUUGACAUUGUGGCUGUGGUGAACGACACAGUUGGGACCAUGAUGACCUGCGGUUAUGAUGACCAGAACUGCGAGAUUGGCCUCAUUGUGGGCACGGGCAGCAAUGCCUGCUACAUGGAGGAGAUGCGCCACAUCGACAUGGUGGAGGGUGACGAGGGGCGGAUGUGCAUCAACAUGGAGUGGGGGGCCUUUGGGGAUGACGGCGUGCUCAAUGACAUUCGCACCGAAUUUGACCAUGAGAUCGACAUGGGCUCGCUGAACCCUGGGAAGCAACUGUUUGAGAAGAUGAUCAGUGGGAUGUACAUGGGGGAGCUAGUGAGGCUUAUCUUGGUGAAGAUGGCCAAGGAGGAGCUGCUCUUCGGGGGAAAGGUCAGCUCUGAACUCCUCAUCACAGGACGCUUUGAGACCAAAGACGUUUCGGAUAUUGAAGGGGAGAAGGAUGGCAUCCGGAAGGCCCGCGAGAUCUUAACACGGCUGGGCCUGGACCCAACAGAGGAAGACUGUGUGGCCACUCACCGGAUCUGCCAGAUCGUGUCCACCCGCUCGGCCAGCCUGUGUGCAGCCACCCUGGCUGCUGUGCUGCGGCGCAUCAAAGAAAACAAGGGCGAGGAGCGGCUGCGCUCCACCAUCGGGGUCGAUGGGUCUGUCUACAAGAAACACCCCCAUUUUGCCAAUCGUCUUCACAAGGCUGUGCGACGACUGGUGCCUGACUGUGAGGUCCGCUUCCUCCGCUCUGAGGAUGGCAGUGGCAAAGGGGCAGCCAUGGUGACGGCAGUGGCCUACCGGCUGGCUGACCAACAGCGAGCCCGUCAGAAGACCCUGGAGGCCCUGAAGCUGAGCCAUGAGCAGCUGCUGGAGGUCAAGAAGAGGAUGAAGGUGGAAAUGGAGAAAGGUCUGAGAAAGGAGACUCACGCCAUUGCUGCAGUCAAGAUGCUGCCCACCUAUGUGUGUGCCACCCCUGACGGCACAGAAAAAGGAGACUUCUUGGCUUUGGACCUUGGAGGAACCAAUUUCCGGGUCCUGCUGGUGCGCGUGCGGAAUGGAAAGUGGCGCGGAGUGGAGAUGCACAACAAGAUCUACUCCAUCCCGCAGGAGGUCAUGCAUGGCACAGGAGACGAGCUCUUCGACCACAUCGUCCAGUGCAUUGCCGACUUCCUCGAGUACAUGGGCAUGAAGGGCGUGUCCCUGCCUCUGGGCUUUACCUUCUCCUUCCCCUGCCAGCAGAACAGCCUGGAUGAGAGCAUCCUCCUCAAAUGGACAAAAGGCUUCAAGGCAUCUGGCUGUGAGGGUGAGGACGUGGUCACCCUGCUGAAGGAAGCGAUCCACCGGCGAGAGGAGUUUGACCUGGAUGUGGUGGCUGUGGUGAACGACACGGUUGGAACCAUGAUGACCUGUGGCUAUGAAGACCCUCACUGUGAAGUCGGCCUCAUUGUUGGCACGGGCAGCAACGCCUGCUACAUGGAGGAGAUGCGCAACGUGGAGCUGGUAGAGGGCGAAGAGGGACGUAUGUGUGUCAACAUGGAGUGGGGGGCCUUCGGGGACAAUGGAUGCCUGGACGACUUUCGCACGGAAUUCGACGUGGCUGUGGAUGAGCUCUCCCUCAACCCCGGCAAACAGAGGUUUGAGAAAAUGAUCAGUGGCAUGUACCUGGGUGAGAUUGUCCGGAACAUCCUCAUCGAUUUCACCAAGCGUGGGCUGCUCUUCCGUGGUCGCAUCUCAGAGAGGCUCAAGACAAGAGGAAUCUUCGAGACCAAGUUCCUGUCUCAGAUUGAGAGUGACUGCCUGGCCCUGCUGCAGGUCCGCGCCAUCCUGCGCCACCUGGGGCUUGAGAGCACCUGUGAUGACAGCAUCAUCGUCAAGGAAGUGUGCACGGUGGUGGCGCGGCGGGCGGCCCAGCUCUGCGGUGCAGGCAUGGCUGCUGUGGUGGACAAGAUACGAGAAAACCGUGGGCUGGACACCCUCAAAGUGACAGUGGGUGUGGAUGGGACCCUCUUCAAGCUACACCCUCACUUUGCCAAGGUCAUGCGUGAGACAGUGAAGGACCUGGCUCCAAAAUGUGACGUAUCUUUCCUGGCAUCAGAGGACGGCAGUGGAAAAGGAGCUGCUCUCAUUACUGCUGUCGCCUGCCGCAUCCGUGAGGCUGGACAGAGAUAGAACCCCUGAAAUUGAAAAGACUUCCUAUCGUUCCCCUCUUUCUUGUUUUAAAUUAUAAAACGUUAUCCCCUUGCAUCAGAGACAGACACUGGCUUUUCUGCAACAAAGAGGACCCUGUUGGACUGGGUUUUGUCUCCAUAUAGACUCAUGUAGAGUUUGGUGGCCAAGUCUUGGCCCUGCUGAGAUAAAUAGUUUGAAGUAAGGAUCUGUUCACACCAGCCACAACAAUUCCCAUUGGCUCUUUAAAAAAAAAAAAAAAAAAAACGAAAACAAUUUUAACCAUUAGUAAUCUCCUUGGCCAAAUCCCUUGUCCCUAUAUAAUCCUGCAGGAUGGAGACUCUUAAUAAAGAUCCGGAUGCCUCACCUUGAGGCUGAACAUGACAUUUCUAGGUGAAGCACAUCUCCCAGCAAGGAUGUUAACAUUGUUUCUCCCAUCGAACAUCUGGGAGGCAUCCCCUAAUGUGAGCCCGAUGCUCCGACAGGCAGAUGUGGGAAGGAGGAGGGCUAGGAUGAAGGGAGCUCAUGGGUAUCCAUGUGGCAGUUCCUCUCUUCGACCUCAUCUUGCAAGCAUUUGCCUUGGGGCUUCCAGCAGUUGCUGUUCCUAGAACCAAGGAAUCUCACAUCUGGGCAAGAGUUGACAUAGCUGGACAUCUCACAAGUGGGCUUCUUGUCGCAUCUCAUUGUGGGUGCAUGAAUCAUCCGUGGGUGAUGGACCUUGGGAGAAGGGGGAGCUUUGGGGUUUGUUUUUUAACACUUUUCUCUGUAAAAGUGGAAACACUGUAUUUUCAUUUUAAUUUAUGUUUGAAAUUUAUUUAGUUCAUGAAGUAGGUCUGCACCUUCAUCUUGGCAUGUAAAUGGCCAGGUGUCUGUCAUGUAUUUAUAUGUUGAUUUUGUGUAUAUAGAUGUGCAGGGGUCCCUCAGACUUGACCCCAUUAGAUCUGUGUAGUUAAGGAUGGAAGGUGAAGAUACUGACUGGUUCUUAGAUAUACCUCAUUCGCCUGUGGGAAGAGAAGGGAAGCCUCUUCGGGUGAGUGAAUGGCAAAGUGUCUGCCUUCUGGCUCCUCCUUCCCCUGCAGUCUUGGGAACGUGUGGAAGGAAGGAACUAAGAAGCAGCGAGGCCCAAGGAGCGAAGAAAUCACAACAACUAGCUGCUCUGCAUUGAGACUUUUCUGGGGCUAUAAUACACGGGAUGUUAACCAAAGGAAACCAAAGACAUCAUUCAAGUGCAUUCAUUGCAUGGAAAUCAUUAUUCUUUAUUCUGAGGGCAGUUGAUAGUGUUUUCAAGCUCUCUGACAAGACAAAUGGAAGCCUUAAACAUGGUAUUUAAUCAUGGAUUACAAACCAAAAUGAAGCAACGAAACAACUAAUCGAACAAAACCUCAGGGGCGACAUUUUUGGUGUAUUUGUGCCCUCCUAGCAAAUUUCACCUUGGGUUUGUCCUGCAAAUAUUUUAUAAGGAGUGUUGUCCAUUUGCUUCCCGAGGCCAUGUUGGCAUUUCUCUGCUGAGUUGUUUUUGUGUGUUUAGACACAGUAUUUAUUUCAAACCAUUGGAAGGGAUGAGAGUGGUAUAAACACUUCCGUACUGGACUUUUCAACAGUGCAGUUCAUUCUGAAUCUGAAAGCCCUCUUUGGUCCUAAAAUAUGCACAGCCACAGGCAUUGAACCUGGAUACACGAUAAAGAGGGACUGGUCUUGCAACUCUAUUAAAUGGGCUGCGAGGGCCAAAACAGAAAGGGGGAAAGAGACUUCUGGCUCAGUUGCACCCAACUUUUGCAUGUUUUUCACACUUGUGCCAAGACCAGUGCCUGAUUAUCGGUUUUCAUCUGCAUUUAUUGAUCUAAAAUGUGGGUGUUCUUUACUAUAAUGAAAGCCAAAAGCUAUUUGUAGAUGUGUGGGUCGCUAAAAGAUGCCCAUGAAAUAGUGAUGAAUUAUAACUUAAAUUUGAACAUUAGGCAUUAUCUAUGAAAUGGCACGGUUUUUAAAUGAUGAAAUGACACGUGUUGUAAAGGUAGAACUAUGUGUGUAAUUAUUAAAGAUGUAUUUUUGGUUUGCAGGAAGGCAUGCUGAGAAAUGCAUUCUCUUUGUGUUCCCAGACAGUCCCUCGUGGCUGCUGCUUUUCUUGGUGUAAAUACAGUGGGUCUCAAUCAUGGACAGGCAUGCUGGGGAGUGGAUUAUUUCAAACCCUUGAGCACUCAGUCUAGGGAAGAUUGUUGUCAUUAUGUAUGAUAAAGACUAGUCGAAUUAACUCUGUGAUGUUAACUAAUAAUAAAUUUUAACGUUUUUCAAUA
This is a messenger RNA of Tupaia belangeri chinensis (Chinese tree shrew), 5364 nucleotides long. It is a transcript of the gene HK2, whose product is annotated as hexokinase 2. Gene Ontology annotation, biological process: glycolytic process; carbohydrate phosphorylation; glucose 6-phosphate metabolic process. NCBI's taxonomy places the organism in Eukaryota, Metazoa, Chordata, Mammalia, Scandentia, Tupaiidae. Bases 443 to 3076 code for a protein of 877 amino acids. The record is from RefSeq and is a predicted model, not a curated record. The transcript has 17 exons. Gene Ontology annotation, cellular component: mitochondrion; cytosol. Gene Ontology annotation, molecular function: glucokinase activity; ATP binding; fructokinase activity.